Molecule: messenger RNA, 2705 nt
Organism: Vespa crabro (European hornet)
Lineage: Eukaryota; Metazoa; Arthropoda; Insecta; Hymenoptera; Vespidae
Product: coiled-coil domain-containing protein 43
Exons: 3
Coding region: 200-826 (208 amino acids)
Source: RefSeq, a predicted model, not a curated record
GUGCGAGACAAAUCUCUGUUUAGCUCGUCAUCGUUUCUCUACAAUUCCAGUGUAUAAAAAACGUUCGUUUAAAGAAAUAAUAAUUGAACGUAUUCAAUAACGUUUAAGCGUAUUCUUAUGAAUAAUUAAGAAUGAUAAUAGUUGGUAAUAUAGGACAAUUCGAGUGUUACCAAUCAGAGGCGUUGGAAAAACGCCGAACAUGGCGGUCGCGACGAAUUCGUUUGAUAGCUGGUUAAGCAAAAAAUUACAAGCAUUAAAUACGGACGAGGGUGUUUUCGGAUCUUACAUCAAAGGAAUAUUGGAGGGCGAUGAAACGGAGGAUGAAAAAGUCGAGGCGCUUGAAAGCAUACUCGCGGGCAUAACGGAGGACAAUAUAAGCAAGCAUGUAACCGAAAUCCUAAAUGCUUGGGCAGAAUGGUUACCAACGGAGGAAGUUGCCAGUCCUAAUGUGCCAACAGAGGAUGUCGAUGUCAGAUUGGCACGUAUGCUUGAAUCGCAGAGCCUUCCGACUACCAUUCAAAGAAGUUACACGGAGGAGGAGAGGCGAAUACGCGAGGCUAUAUUGGCCCAGUAUAGUCAAAUGUCCGAUGAAGGUGAUAGCGAGGGAGAUGGGGAAGAAGACGGUGCUGGGGGUGGAGAUUGCGGUAUCGAAAAGAAUUUGAAUGCCGCUAUUAUAGCGCAACAAGAAAAAGAAAGGAAAGAGAAAGCAAAGUUAGAAAGUCAAAAAAAGAAAGAAAAGGAUAAGGAAGAUAGAGAGAAACAGAAGCAAUUAAAGGAAGAGAAAAAGGAGAAGCGCAAGACACAGAAAGGAGAGAGAAGAAGGUAGCACGAUUGUGAAAAAAUCGUACAGUCGCUUCCUCAUUUUAAAACAAGUGGAUCCCAUUAUGGGCUGAUUUACUUAUCCAUGUUUCUCCUUUCGCAUGCAAAAGUCUAUCGUUCAUUAAUACCCCUCUUUUAUUAUCAGAAAGAUACAUAUUUUAAGCGAAUUAUGUGACGCUUCUUCAUCGAGAUAAUACGUACUUCAUAUUUCUUGUGGCAUAAUAGCGAAUCUUCUCGUGCCUUCGGUCUAUCUAAUAUACAUUAUCGUUCGGUGUAAUCUCUCCUAUCCAUUUAUCCUUUUUCUACUUUCUUUACGAUAUCGACGUUCCUUCCUAUUAUUUCGCGAUUUCCAUUCAGAGCUUGUAUACGAGUAAUAUUCACAGCUCCGUUUUAAAUUUUAUAGUUAAAAAGUUGUUCCAACUAUUGAUGUAUAUACAUAUUGUACUUACUUGUAUGCACAGCAUACUGCCUUUUUUCUCUCUUUCUUUCUUGACUUUUUUUUUCUUUCUUUGUUUUUUUUUCUUUCUUUGUUUUUUUUUUUUCUAUGAUUAAACGAAUCACGUAUUUAAUAUGUUAAAUAAACUGCUCUAAUCGCUAUAGAGAAAUAUUCUCUUUGGAAUUAUACCUCAUUGAAAUCCUUGCCAUUAAUUGGGAUCAAACAACAAAUUCAACCAUCGUUCGCUAUAAUUUUCUUUAUUAGUAUAUAUUUACACACAAGAUACCGAGUCGAAACCGAGUCAUCUUGGUAUUGCAUUAAUAAUGAAAGACAAACGCAGUAAGAUAAGAACAAACGAACAAAUGAUACAAAAGAUGAUGAUGCUUCAGUAUCGUAUCAUUACAUAUACUUUUCUUUAUACUAAUGUCAUUAUCAUAAUCGUUUAUCGUUAGCAAUUCUCUCUUGUUUGCUAUAAUUAAAAUUGCAGGCAUAAAUUGACGACGAUUCGCACUUACACGACGGUCUUACGCGUAACACAAGGGACCGUCCCGUCGUUUUAACGCGAAAAUUACAAAUCAUCGUGCAUCGUCUCUCGCAGCUCUCUCUCUCUCUCUCUCUACCUCCCUCCCUCCCUCCCUUUUUUCCUUCCUUUUUCUUUUUUCCUCUUUUCGAUUCGUUCACAUUCUUACUGACACGAAUAAGAAAGAGAGAGAAAGAGAAAAAGAAAACGAAGGGUUGAAGAUUGAUCAACGGACUCCUUGGCAAAUAUGGAGGAUGAAGGACAACCCGAUAAAAAGAAGUUGAUGGUUAUAAGGAUGGAGAGGAGAAAGAGAAAGAGAGAGAGAGAGAGAGAGAAACAAAUGACCUUCAAUCCUUCGUUUUCUCUCUCCGUUCAUCUCGUCUUCGAUUAAGGAUCGGGACAAACGUUUCGUUCAUUCUUCAAAGACGGAGCAACUCGUCAGGAUCGAUUAUUCUACGCGACGCUCGUUCUAAAAAGAUUCAGAUGAAAUAAGCCUCAUUAAAUACGCGCAAAUUCAAAAUGGCGUACAACUACCUCCUAUGAUUGUCCUUCUACUCUCGACGAUGCCCUACUACACAAAGUAAAAUGAAAGACGUUCGAAAGACCGGGUCGCGCAUUUAUUUAUGUUCUUUUUCUUUUUUGAUGAUGUCGCUUGUCGAAACUCGAGAGAGAGCAUCGAGGGAUAAAAAGGGAGAGUGAAGUUUGUAGGAAGUGGUCGUGUCCUUCGUUCGCCCGACGAUGAUAGUUCAUUUUCUUUCUUUUUUACCUAUUCUCCUUAGAACGCGUCACGCAUACAAGAGUUUUACUAUCUAACUUUAAAGACGAUCUAUCCACGUUGUUAACUCGAUAAUUGGUUUUACAAACUGUUUUUUUUUUUUUUGCUUUUUUUUUUGUUUUUUUUUUUUUGUUUUUUUUUCUUCUAAGAAGAUA